Messenger RNA from Stereum hirsutum FP-91666 SS1, 363 nucleotides. RefSeq lists its product as uncharacterized. The record is from RefSeq and is a predicted model, not a curated record. The transcript has 4 exons. Bases 1 to 363 code for a protein of 120 amino acids. NCBI's taxonomy places the organism in Eukaryota, Fungi, Basidiomycota, Agaricomycetes, Russulales, Stereaceae.
AUGUCAUCUUCAGAGCCGGAAGAUGAGAAUAGGUUUAGUCUUGCCUCUUGUUUUAUCCCAGGCAAGUCAAAAUACCGCGUGAUCUUCAUCAGAGAAUCGCGCACCGCCUUUUCCAAUGCAGCCGACAAGCCGUGGGAUCAGAUGGAGUAUAUCAGCAUGGACAUGCCAAAGGAUAUCGCCCAGUGGUUCCGGGUUUGCUUUCCGAAUCAUGUUAUAGACGCUCGGCUGAAACCCACAAAGGCGGAGAGGAGGAACUGGACACAGACGAGGAGGAGAGGGUCCUUAUAUUGUCUGCUGCUGUGGAGUCUGAUGAACUCAUCAGCAGAGUUUGAGAUCAGUGUUGUGGGGUAUGAGCAGUUCUGA